GGCGCGAGUUGUUGCGUGUUGUCUCGUGGCGGAGCUUUGACGUCACCUGCCGCUUCAGGGGUUGUCGAGCAGCGGCAGCAAGAGUGUCGCUGCGUCUGCACGUCGGCUGCUUGCGCUCCGAGGCGGUGCCGAGACGGCAGCGCACGCCGCAGGGGCAGCGAGGCAAGGCGGCAGAGCUCGGCCGUAUGGAGGAUAGGGGGGCCGUCGGAGCGACACACAGCGACAGCCGUCUCGACUCGCGACUGUGCACAGCCGCCAGCGGCCAGCAGCACGAGUCUCGCAGUCCUACGAGGCUCGCCUCUCCUCUGCUCUCCCCACCACCACUCUUGCCGCCCCUGAAGCUGUGCAGCCCUCGCCCUCGCUUCUCAAGGCGCUCGAGGCCAUCUCCUCCUCGCUGCGCCGGCCGCCAUGUCCUCCUCCUCGCAUCUGUCACGCCCCCACGCGCGUCAUCGACCUCAAUCCCUGCCCUUCGUGCCUUGCGCCGCUCCGUUUCUGCCCAGCUUCGCCUCUCUCAUCGACUCAAGCCGCGCCAGCUCCACCUUGCACACCGGCAACAAUGCAGACAGCAGCAGUCACUCCUCCGUCUCGGCAUUCACGCCUCUCUCACCCGCACUCGCCUCUCUCUCGCCCACGUUCCAGCACGAUGCCACACGGCGCUCCUCCAACUCCUCCUCCUCCAGCAGCGGCACCCUGACUUCACACGCUUCGCUGCGCACUCCCCGCGCACGCGCCCAUUCUGCAGACGAAGCCAAGACGCCUACGUUGGCGUCUUGCUCUCAGCAGCAGGCGCAGGCGCAGGCGCAGACGUAUGAGAACGGCAUGCCUUCUGCGAGGACGUGGGAUGCACUGAUGCAGCGUUCGAGUGCGCCGCCGAUGCUCAGUCUCACCAGUCCCUCCUCCUCCUCGACGCCACGACCCAUCCAUGCGCCGUGCAGCUCGGCGCUGGAAGCCAGACGCCUGCGCACUGCUCUUGCCGCUUCUGCCUCGAGCGCGACUGGCAAUGCCCACUCCUCCGCGAGGGAGCGCGAGGAGGCGAAGAGCUACGCGGCUGACGAGGCGCAAGUUGCCCGGCUGGCGGCCGAAGCAUGGGCGAUUGUGGGAAGGGCAAAAGGAACGGAUGGAGUAGCGCAUGCAUUUCUACGGGCUUGGUUGCAAGCCUCCUACGCCCCUGCCUCUCCCUCCUCACCUCGCGCAGAGCCGGCCGUAGUGCGCCGCGCCGCGCUCGUGCGCUCGUACGAGCUCGCGUGUGCGUCGGUGGGGCUCGAGCCACUGACGAAGCCCGUGGUGGGCAAGAUGGUGCUGGCCGUCUUUGUUGGACUGAAGACGAAGAGAUUGGGCCCGCGUGGUGGGAGCUUGGCGCACUACAUCGACUUCGCGCCUCUCACGUUACUCGAGCGUGAUCAGCUCAGCGAGGCAGGUCGACAGCUCAAUCUCGAGGCAGCUGAGCAAGCGCAAGAGGCUCAAGGCGGCAAGGGUUCCAGCAAACGACAGCGUGCGGUCUCAGCUUCCUCCUCCGCGUCGGACUGCAGCAGCAGCAGUGAAGAUUCCUCCGUCGCCAACGUCGCCCCUCGGUCGCUGCUUCGCCAUUCGACGCGAGACGGAGCUACCACGACUGAAGCGUCGACAGUGAUGUCGAACGACUCGAUGCAGAUGGACGUCGACGACGGGCAAGCUUCGUCCGCGUUCUCUUACGCUCACUUGGACGCUGAAGAGGAACUCAGGCGUCGCCUCCAUGGCCCGAGCAGCACACUGAAGCGCACUGGCUCAGCGCAAUUCUUCUUCGCUGGCGAGGAAGACGAAGGUGCCUCACCCGACGCCGACGCCGCGAUGCCGAUACAUCACGGAGGCGAGCCCUCGCAGCACCAGUCGGACCUGUUGCGUGCUGUAGCAGCCUAUGCCACCGUCGGUGCUCUGCCCGCACACAGUCCAGACCACACACCUCGACUCUCCUCUCGUGCCUCUCCGAUCAAGGCAGCGCUGGCUUCUUCUCUCCUUCACUCCGCCGACGAUGACCCCGACGCCGAUGAAGAGUUUCCUCCUCGCACCUCCUCUCGUCGACGCGUCCGCUCGCGCACUUCUUCCUCGGCCCUCUCCGAGGCGUGCUACGCUGCGCACGCUGGCGCCGCGGCGCAGAGAGCUGUGAGAGCGAUCAGCGGAUGGCCUCAGGUGCAGGAGCUGCAGCUGGAUGGAAUGGGGUUGAUGACGUGGGAAGAGAUUGAGGUCGGUUGCGAAAGGAUGUUGCGCGCAUUCAGGGAGCUGGCGUUUGACGAGUUCAAAGCAGCAGCGACGUCGCUCUAUACCGAGCUUCCGCGCGAGGCGCUCUGGGCGAUCUGGGGUUCUUCGCAUCUCUGCGAUGCAAUCCUGUCAGCCGAGCGAGCUCUUUACGAACAUCUCCUCCGAUUCCUGGAUGAGCACAUCUCCGAUCCGCCCAUCGAGGUCGUAUGCUCCGCGCUCAGAGAUCUGGCAGUCAGCUUCCCCACGGAAGUGCAGGCGUCGCUGCAAGGCUCGGGAUCGAGAGGUCGCUUUCCCGAUGCGUUCGUCGUGAGCCGCACGGAACUUGCGUGGCGGUGGUGCGAGUGCCUCUUGGCCGUCAACUCCAUCUGGGCGGACAUAGUCGAGCUACGCGCUCGCUUCUCCCUCUCCUCGUCGCACUGGGAGCGCUCGCCCACGCUCUCCACCGGCUCCACUUCUUCGAGCCUCAGUCUCAGCGCCGACGUCUCCGAUGCCUUCAAUCACUUCCAGCCUCAUUCUCGCGACCAGAGUUGGGCCAGCAUCGACAGUCCCUUCUCGGACGACGAGUCGCAUCUCGAGUCGCCGCCUGCAAGCCUCGUGCUCGAGACGCGCAGCAACUUGAAGUGGCAACAGAUGCGCGAGCGCUCCGUCUCUGCUCAGCAGCAGAUGCAGCACGAUGGCCUCGGACUCGAGAAUCUCGGCCUGGACGAGCUCCAGGCACCGUCGGGCGCCGACUCGCAAAUGAUGUACGACGCUUCGCUCGCUCGUCUCGCAUCACUCGCCUAGCCGCCGCCCCACCCGUCCCUCCCUUCUCUCUCGCAGCUCCGGCCCACUCUCUCCUCCUGCCCCAGCGCCUCUUUUCCUGUCCUCUCCGCUUCGCGUUGUCUUCUCCGCCCGCGUCACCACAUCUCACGCCACGCUGUCCGCACCCGUCUCGCAUCCUUCAAGCACGACCCGCGUCACCUUCCCGCAAGCCAGGCUGGCUCUCGGCUCACACCGCCUCUUCACUGCGUCCCCUCUCUCGCAUGUCUCACGCCCCGCAUGUCCGCAUCCGUCGCAUUGCGCUUGCAAGCCGCC
This is a messenger RNA of Tilletiopsis washingtonensis, 3309 nucleotides long. RefSeq lists its product as hypothetical. NCBI's taxonomy places the organism in Eukaryota, Fungi, Basidiomycota, Exobasidiomycetes, Entylomatales. The record is from RefSeq and is a predicted model, not a curated record. Gene Ontology annotation, biological process: regulation of DNA-templated transcription. Gene Ontology annotation, molecular function: DNA binding. The transcript is spliced from 6 exons. The coding region runs from base 409 to 3018 and encodes 869 amino acids.